Trichechus manatus latirostris (Florida manatee) is the source of this 1427-nucleotide messenger RNA. RefSeq names its product exocyst complex component 3 like 2 (gene EXOC3L2). Gene Ontology annotation, cellular component: exocyst. The coding region runs from base 271 to 1251 and encodes 326 amino acids. Lineage: Eukaryota; Metazoa; Chordata; Mammalia; Sirenia; Trichechidae. Gene Ontology annotation, biological process: exocyst localization; exocytosis. Gene Ontology annotation, molecular function: SNARE binding. The transcript has 9 exons. The record is from RefSeq and is a predicted model, not a curated record.
GAGGUCCUAGGACUGGUGGACGUGGUUGCCCUGGAGAAUGGCGAGCUGGGGCCCCUUCUGUCUCCCGGCACCCUGCGGGAUUUGGAGGAUGAAUGUGUCACAGAUGUCAAGGCUCAGACUCGGGCAGCCCUGCUUCGCGUGCUACAGGAGGACGAGGAGCAGUGGGGGGCCACCGAGGACCAGCCCAGCAGCCUGGCCCAGGAUGUGUGUGAGCUGCUGGAAGAACACACAGAGCGUGCGCCCCGCAUCAGCCAGGAGUUCGGGGAGCGGAUGGCCCACUGCUGCCUGGGGGGGCUGGCAGAGUUCCUGCAGAGCUUCCAGCAGCGUGUGGAGAGGUUCCAUGAGAACCCAGGAGUCCGGGAGCUACCACCUGACACCUAUAUCAGCAGGACCAUCACCUUGGUCAACUGUGGUCCCCCCUUGCGGGCCCUGGCCGAGCGCCUGGCCCGGGCGGGGCCCCUCGAAAGUGAGCCAGCCCGGGAAGCAGCGGCCAGCGCUCUGGACCGUGUGACCCGGCUCUGCCACCGUGUCCUGGCAGACCUUCUGUUCCAGGAGCUGCAGCCCCACUUCAACAAGCUGAUGCGGAGGAAGUGGCUGAGCAGCUCCGAGGCCCUGGACGGCAUCGUGGGCACGCUGGGCGCCCAGGCGCUGGCGCUGCGCAGGUUGCAGGACGAGCCCUACCAGGCGCUGGUGGCGGAACUGCACCGGCGGGCUCUGGUCGAGUAUGUGCGGCCCCUGCUCCGCGGGCGACUGCGCUGUCGCUCGGCGCGGACCCGCAGCCGCGUGGCGGGGAGGCUGCGGGAGGACGCGGCGCAGCUCCAGAGGCUGUUCCGGCGGCUGGAGUCACAGGCCUCGUGGUUGGACGCCGUGGUGCCCCAUUUAGCUGAAGUCCUGCAGCUGGAAGAUACGCCCAGCAUCCAGGUGGAAGUGGGGGUGCUGGUGCGGGACUACCCAGACAUCAGGCGGAAGCACGUGGCGGCCCUCCUCGACAUCCGGGGCCUUCGCAACGCCGCUGCCCGCCACGAGAUCCUGGCCGUGGCCCGGGACCUGGAACUGUCCGAGGGGGGCGCCCUGGCAACCCCUCGGGACCGUGCCUUCUUUGCAGACAUCCCCGUGCCCCGCCCGCCUUUCUGCCUUGGCCUCCCGCUCCUCCUGGGCCGCCUCCCACUCUCCCGGCUGUCCAGGCCGGGGCUGACCUGUCUGCCCCGGCCUCGACCUACCUCUCCAGCACGACCCCGGGCCCAGCUCUGAGACUCCCUCAGCCACCCCUCCACCUCAGUGCCCCCCAUCUUUGCUGCUGACAAACCAUCCCCCUUCCUGUAGGUCCCACUCCUGACUCCCUGCCUGGUACCACAGACCCCUGGAAUGGAAAGAUCCUUUGGGAUCUUCUCACCUACCCACAAACUCAGAAGGGAAACUGAGGCCAG